This is a messenger RNA of Musca domestica (house fly), 4906 nucleotides long. It is a transcript of the gene jeb, whose product is annotated as transcriptional regulator ovo. The record is from RefSeq and is a predicted model, not a curated record. Bases 2660 to 4348 code for a protein of 562 amino acids. Gene Ontology annotation, biological process: positive regulation of MAPK cascade. Gene Ontology annotation, cellular component: terminal bouton. The transcript has 3 exons. Gene Ontology annotation, molecular function: transmembrane receptor protein tyrosine kinase activator activity; protein binding. NCBI's taxonomy places the organism in Eukaryota, Metazoa, Arthropoda, Insecta, Diptera, Muscidae.
AAGUGGUUGAGCUGAAUGGAAUUGAAGUAAAGUAAAGCGGCUGGUUUUGUUGUGCCUGAACCAAACAUCGUCAUCAUUUAGCCAGGCACUCUGCUGCUGCUACAGCGACUGCUGAUUCUUCAGUCAUCAUCAUCAGCACAGACGGCAUGAAUACGAAUGACGAACGAACGAAGCAAGUUGUCGUUUUUAGAAAUUUCAAACGAAUACCAUUACAUAGCCCACCAGUUGGGGUUUGUUGUUGUUUCGUAAGAGAACAAGAGUUACAACUACAACUGGCUUAAGAGCAGCAGCAUUUGGAGUGUAACAUUAUGGAUGGGUGCUAGUCAGCCAGCCAGCCAAGUACUUAAUAUAUCAGUUGUGUUAGGCGCAGCAGCAGCAUUAGUAGCAGCACUUAAGCGAAUGCGAGCAUUUCUAACAGUAGACAAACAGGCGAAACCUGCUGAGACGACGAGUCCUUGCUCGUCGGUUCAUAUGAUAGGAAGGACAACAAAAUUGUUGUGUUAUUAAAAAUUAUUCAAAAGAAAAAAAAAAGAAAAGAGUCUCAAGAAAGAAUUUAACCAAAAAAAUAAAUAAUUUAACAAAACAAAUAAAUAAGAAAAGUGUGAGAGCGAAAUAAAAAAGAAAUCAAUUUUUUGGUGGAAAAAUAAGGAAUGAAAAAGUAAAGGAAAAAUUCGUAAGAUAACCUAAAAAAAAAAGAAAGAGAAAUAGUUGAAAGAAGUGUAAAAAAAAGUGCAAAGUCAACACCUUUUUGUAAAGUCUAAAAAAGAAACAAAGGCACGGCACGGCACGGCAUAACGGGGAAGCAAGUUGGCCUAAAUAAGCCAAGACGAAAACAAGUGUUUACAGUUUUAAAAAUCUGCCCCAACACUUAACACAGUUCCUGGUCAAAGGCAUCAAAAAAAAAGUUAUUUAAAAAAUAAAUAAAAAAGGCCAAAAAAUAAGACCUUUUGGAAAAUUUUUGAAAAAAUACUUUGGAAAAAUUUUAAAUUUAUUUAAAAAAAAAUAAUAAUUUUUUGUGCAAAUUUUGAAAAGAGUUUCAGUUUUGAGUUACCAAAAAAUUAAUGUGUUGUUCUGUUUUUCCUUAAAGAAAAUAAAACUUGUUUCAGUUCUAAAUAACGAAAAAAUAAUUAAAGCACCAGUUGCUUUUUUUCAAUAAAACAAAUAAAGUUCCUUAACCUAAAAAUAAAAAAAAAGCUGAAAUAAAAAAAAAAAAACAAUAACUAAAAAUUUUUAUCUAACAUUCCGUCGGCCUUGCUUGAUUUGAAAAAAAAAAAAAUUCUCAAAGAGGGCCUUUUUUGGAUUUUUUUUUGAAAACUCCCCAAGAAGCCCUAAAAGGAUAACCAGUUUAUUUUGGCCUGGAAUACCCGGUAGCAGACACAAAUAAGGCUUAUUAAAGCUAUUGACCAGUGCAAGAAGUGGGCAAAGAAAAAAAACAAGAAAACUAAAAUAGCCGGCCAUUAGAAGAAAAAAAUAAACCAGGAACCCGGAAAAACACAAAGACUCAUACUUGUUACACACAUACCGACAUACACACAUACAUAGUAACAUAUUUGUACAUAAGAAAAGUACUUUGCUUAGCUCUAGACCUGCUAGACAGCAACUCAUUCUCAUCAUUCUACCAGCCUAGGUAGAACUACUAGUCAGAACCGAGAAACCCAGGCAGACAAAAUAGCCAGAACUCCAACGGCCACAGGAAGAAGAGAGGGCCGGACUGAAGACUGCUCAACAACAACAACAACAACACGAAUAAUAACAACAAAAGGAAACAGUUUACAUAUUUCUAUACUAACUUCUUCUACACCUCCAACUACCCUCCCCCUGGAUUACCCCCAGAAAACAGAAACUGACAAAGAAACCAAAAAAAGACGAAGAACAAACGAAGGAACGGAAAACAAGAACCUGCAACAUAAACAUCAGGAAUAAAAAAACAUAUAUAACUUAAAGCCAGCAGUAGUGGCAGGAGGCAAGAAGAAGUAGAAGUUCUCUAUACCCUUACCACCGAGCAACGUUAAAACGGAACGGAAGCAACAAGCCAAAAGCAAAGACAUAACAAAAACAACAACAACAAACUUCUGGGUGUUUGUUUAGUGAAGUUCUGGCCAGAGACAGGCAGACAGACAGCCAGCCAGCCACCUAAGCUCCUCAAGUCAGGACAGGCAGACACACACAAGAGACACCCAAGCAAGGUGGAAAAGCCUUAAAGCCAAAAAAAAAACUCGGCGAAACAGAAAACAAGUCAAAGGAAGGCAACGCACACUCUCUCUCUCAGAGCCAGCAAUUCUUGGCAAAAUAUCAAAUUAUCCUGGAAAUAGCCGGAGCACGAAGCUAAAACAGGAAACAAACAAGGUGUUCCAAACGGCAUAAAGUAUUGGCAAGGCAAAUUAAACCCUUUCCCUUCCCUCCGCCACAAAAAAAUGAUCCAUUGUGAAUUUAACAAAUCCCAGGCCAAGGAUAUUUGUUAAACGAUUCCUGAGAGACAAAAAAACAAAGAAGGAAAUCCUCUCCAGAAAACCUCUCAAAACCCCCCAAAAACUUUACUCCAACUUGUGAUUAGACAAAACCCAUCAAGAUUACGUUUCAACAUUUGCCAGACUCCAAACUUACUCCAAAAAUACCGCCCAGCAUCAGUGACCAUUUGAAAAGCCUGAACAAAAGGAAAAUGUUUUUCUCACUGAUACAGACGCUGGUCUGUGUGCUGCUGGUCAAUGGCGGCCUCUAUGCCCUGCAUUUAACGGGUUCGAAUAGUGGAGGUGGAGGCGGAGGCAGUGGUGGCAGCAGUAGUGGCGGCUCUCCCAACUCGGCAGCCAUGUCCAGCCACAGUUCCUCUGGGCCCCAUUUGACAUCAGCGGGACAGCUAAAAAAUCCCUCCUCAAAUCCAUUUCAAAGUUCCUCGAAUCGCCUAAAUGAGGAGCUGGCCGAUUUGGCCCAAAGGGAGAGAGAACGUCUAAUGGCCAUUGGCCUGGCCAAGCAGACGGCCGAGGAGUCUGGUUACCAUGGCCGACCCGUGAUAACCGGCCGCAUAAAAAUGCAUCCCGUCGAUGACAUGGACAGCGAAUACUCCAAUUGGCUUAAUCAACAGGCCCGCAAUGUCAUGUUUGGCAGUGUGGUCAAACAGCCGGCCCCGCCGCUCAUGAACGAGGAAGACUAUGAGGAUGAGCUAAGCUAUGAACCUCUACGAAGACCCACCAAAUAUGAGUAUGGUCGGGUUGUACAACCGGCAGAGAGGGAUUUUGAAAGUCCUCACAAUCUGGAUUUGGAUGAAUUCAUGGAAUUGGAACAAAUGGCCGAUGAGGAGGAUGCCUUCCCCGAUCUAGAUGGCUAUGCCUAUCUGGAGGAUCUCAUGGCCGAGGAAAACAAGGAGAGAUUCCAACAUCAGCAGCAACAACAACAGCAACAUCACAAUGUUCCUCAAUUCCCUGGCUAUCAUCAGCAGGUCCAUCAUGCACAAAAUCCCUAUGGCUAUCAGGCCCAGGAACCGCAAAUGGAGGCCCUGCCCCAUACCCUGCAGGAAUUUUUAGAAAAAGGCCAGCAACAGCAACCGCUACAGCAACCAAAACACCACACCUCGCAGCAACAUCAAUACAACACAAACAGCAACACCAACGCCAACAACAACAAAUAUGCCAACAACAUACGCCUGCAACAGAAAUGGCAACGCAAACGUGCCCAAAUGCAACAGCAACAACAAUUGCCACGCAACAUUUUCGGGCAAAAGAACAAACAGCAGCCGCACUAUUUUAAGGCCGCCCAGUCGACCCAUAAAUUCUCGCUGGCCAAUUCGGAGGCCACGGCCACCAGUAAAGUUAAUCCCCAUUUAAAUGAAUUCAAGGAGUCGCAAAUGGAUAAUCACCCAGACAACAAGAACAACAAGCAGCAGAAUAAAACCGAAAAAGCCAAUAGCUCGUCCGCCACAAACAACAACAUAGUAUCAGCCAUUGGUGAACAACAAAAACCCGAUCAGCUGUUACAUCCAAAUCACAAGCGUUCAGGUGGUGGCGGUUCAGCUGGCAUGUCAUCGGCAGCCGCUGCCGCUGCCGCAGCAGCUGUAUCGUCACCCCACAGCCUGGCCAAUCAGUUAAUGCUGCGCUCAGCGCGUGGACAAAGGCAAUACGAUGUGCCACAAAUUGAAUGUCCCACCGCCAUGGAUGGCAUGGAACGUUUCGCAUGUCCGACACCCGACGUACAGGGCAGAUAUCGUUGCAUAGACGAUCAUGUCCUGUGCGAUGGCUUCAUCGAUUGUCCCGAGGGUGAAGAUGAAGACAGAAGAUCGUGUAUGUUCUAUAAGACGACGAAAGCACAUCUGGAUGUGCUGGCUGAUGCGUUACUAAGAUGGGCCCGAGGCCGCUAGGUCUAAGAACUGUAACAUAGUUAAGCAAAACCAAAGUAAGAAUGCCAGCAGCAGCAUCAGCAGCAACAACAACAAAAGUAUGAAAAAAUCCUCCGCCAUUCAUGUAACCCCAAAAUUAAGAGAAGUAGAAGAAGACGAAGACGAUGAUGAAGAUGAAGAAGAAGAAAAAUUCCUAAAUUUAAUUACCCAACAAGCAAUCGAAAUACACAUCGUAGUGGACAAGAAAUUCUCUCCCCCCCUGUCUCACCUGAUCUCCUACUCUCCCAUUUCCGGUUCCCCUCUCUCAAAGCAAAAACAAAUCUGUGCAAAUAUGGAAAGAUCAAAACCACACCCACUCUCACAGUAAGCCAUAGAACUUAAAAUCAUUCCCAGGAAAACAAAACGUUUUUAAAGCACAUAAUUGGCAGUUACAAAGAAAGCAAUCAGGUAAUAAAUAUACUUAACAAAAAACAAUUCCAGAAAAUGUUUAAACAAGAACAACAACACUCUCCAAAGGACACACAUGCCACUAGAAAAGAAAAUCCAAAAUCCAAAAAAAGAAAAAACAAAAUCAACAAA